AAAGAUCGUCUAAAUUACCUCUGGUGCAAGCUGUUUAUAUAUGUCAUUUAUCUUACAUUUUAUGCAGUGUUUCUAGCUUCCGCUCUGGACGUCCUAAUCCCCUCCAGCCACCGGAAGCUGUAAAUAAAGCCGUGCUUGCAAAGUGCGUCACAGUGCGGAGCUGCAGAGAGUAAACGAGUCUGUCUGCAGUCUGGUCGCACCGACACUAUCCUUUCUCCUAUUUAUACAAGAAACCCGAGCUAACGGUUCCUCUCCACCAGCAGUAUGGUGAAGAUAGCUUUUAACUCAGCUCUGGCGCAGAAGGCGCUGGGCAAAGAGGUACCCGCCGCUGAGAAGGAUCCUGAGCUGGCCUCUGCUCCGGCGGGCAUCGAGGGCUCCACAGGUCGCUGCCUGCUCACCCUGCUGGGCAUCGCCUUCAUCCUCAGCGGGCUCAUCGUGGGGGGAGCAUGUCUCUAUCGAUAUUUCACCCCAAAGAGGAUGUACCACGGCGCCAUGCAGUUCAGUGACGUGUCCUCCGGGGGGGAGAGCCAGCCCUACUACCUGCCCCGGGUGGAGGAGGAGGUGGAGAUCUCUGACAGCAUGGCCGUCAUCAGCGUGCCCCCUCCCCGCUUCAGAGCCGGGGACCCCGCCUACAUCCUCCAUGACUUCAACAGGAAGCUGACGGCAUAUCUGGACCUGACUCUGAGGACGUGCUUUGUGAUCCCUCUGAACACCUCAGUGGUGCUCCCCCCUCAGGACCUCAUCGACCUGUUCUCCCAGCUGAUGUCCGGCUCUUACCGCAGCUACUUGGUGCACGAGGACUUGGUGGUGACGGAGCGCAUCGAUGACAUUAAGCCUCUGGGCUUCUACAUCCGCCGGCUGUGUGAGGGGAAGGACACGUACAGAAUGCAGCGCCGUUCCACCCUGCCAGGUGGAGGCAUCCAGAAGCGUUCCGCAGACGAAUGCUUCACCAUCCACCACUUUGAGAACAAAUUUGUGACGGAGACCAGGAUCUGCAAGGCUUGAUGAGAAAACACGAAGCAAGCGAGCAAAAGAGACAUAGAGAGAGAGAGUGUGAUAGGGAGAGAGACAGACAGGCAGACAGAGAGAGUGGGAGGAAGUAGGCGAAGGAGGGAACAGCUUUCAGCAGAAAGUUACUUUUGUAAAAUACUCAGUUUUUUCCUCCCCUUGCUUUAUCCCCUGUGAUAAGUGAAUUUAAUUUACAGCGUUAUACAGCCUGACCCCUCUCCUCUGCGGUUUCCCCCUCUUGCUAAAGUACUCACUAGUUGGUCUUGUACUAAUAACCAGCGUUACCCUGCUCUUUAAAGAUAUACUAAGUUUAAUUUGUUAUGUUGGUUUCUGGUGCUGUAGCUUCCUUUUUAAUUAUCUAGUCGUCGUUAAUGUGUUGCAACAUCCACUCACCUCCGGAUGAGAGUUGUUAGUCUUACUACUGAAUAUCCUCGUGAUACUGAGAAGUCAUUCAUAACAGUCCUGUCUGUGUGUCAGCCUACUGUUCCCGCUUUUAAUGGGGUUAUUAGAGCAGACAAGAUCUACUAUAUGUUAUAGUGUGAUAUAGCACAAGUCACCCAGGAAAUGUAUGGUACAGCUGCAGUACGCAUGUAACAUGGUCGUCUGUCUGGUCCCAGAGACGCUUGAGCCCCGAGCUCUCAGGCACCUUUGUAGAUAUUUCCCAGAGUGCCCUGCUGCUCCAAGGGGCCACUGCUGUCCUGCUGUGUGAAGAUUUUAUGUAAUUAACGGUUUCAUACCUGACAGGGCAGUCAGUGACUUUGUUUGUGUAGAGACUUCAUUUGUGACAAAAAAAACUUGAAGGAUUGUUGACGAGCUAAAGAAGUGAAUGAGCUAUAUGGAAAUUUGACCAAAUUGAAGAAGUAUUCUUUAUGUCCGUUUUUUAAUUCUUAUUUAUGAAUCCUAUGUAGCUUUACAGGUUGCUACAAGUUUCGGAAAACUCUAUGUUUAAAACUGUCACAGGAACAAUAUGUUUGUAAAAAUUGUCAUUGAUUUUGAAAGCCCUUAAGCUCGAAGGUAUUAAAAAAAAAAUGGCCUUUUGCCAAAUUACUUCAAGAGAUUUUCAUUUGUUUGCACUCAAUGCCUGCACAGAAAGACAAUCAGACAGGAAAUGUGUGUGUAAAAAUGUGUUUUCUGUCUAACAGUGCUAGAAAAAUAGAUACAAAAAUAAUGUUGUGUGCAGCUACUGAAAUUAAUUAACUUUGUUGCUGAAUAAAGUUGCAUUUCUUUACCUACUGAA
Molecule: messenger RNA, 2245 nt
Organism: Gymnodraco acuticeps
Lineage: Eukaryota; Metazoa; Chordata; Actinopteri; Perciformes; Bathydraconidae
Product: integral membrane protein 2A-like
Exons: 6
Coding region: 265-1005 (246 amino acids)
Biological process (GO): negative regulation of amyloid precursor protein biosynthetic process
Cellular component (GO): plasma membrane; Golgi apparatus; extracellular exosome
Molecular function (GO): amyloid-beta binding
Source: RefSeq, a predicted model, not a curated record